CCAAACGUGGCACAGAUUCGAUACAUCGACGUCUUUCUUUUCUUUUCAGAUUACAGACGAUUCCGGUGCCUUUUCAAAAUGCCUCCCCACAAGUUUGUCAUUAAGUGUGGGAACUAUGCGGUGCUGGUGGAUCUCUACUCUCUGCCCCUGGGCUCCCUGCUAGACAGCUGGAUCACCACAGAGCUCACAGAGGAAGUGACAGACCUGAUCAGAGGUGCUGUGGACCAGAGAGUGAAGCUGCUUAAAGAGAUCUACUACAGGAGAGGCCUGCCCAAGCACAAGAGAGAGCUGGCUCCUGCAGAAACACUCUGUGUACAAGGUUCCUGCUUCUGUCUGGUUGGAGACUUUGUGAAGCGUCACUCCAGGCUCAGGUGUGUGGUCAAAGAGCGCUACGGAGAGUUGCGUGUGUUUCCUGAGCGGUAUGUCGUGUGUGCGAGCCGUCCAGAGGAAGCCAAGACCUUCCGUGGUAACCCAAGCCAGUCCGCGACUGAGCCGAUCGAACAAAGCAGGUCCGAGUAUUUUUCCAGACCGGGAGAAACCCAAGCGUUGUUAAACAGUUCCACAAUAACAAAGAGAACCGCCCUUCAAAAGAUAGCCAGGCAAGCUAGCGCUCGGCCAAAGCCCUGUGGGUCUACUCAGGGAAAACAGAGACCAGCCCCUGGAGAGCAGAGAGAGGAGAGACCAGGCCCUGGAGAACAGAGAGAGGAGAAACCAGGCCCUGGAGGGCAGAGAGAGGAGAGACCAGGCCCUGGAGAUCAGAGAGUGGAGAGACCAGGCCCUGGAGAGCAGAGACCAGGCCCUGGAGAGCCGAGAGUGGAGAGACCAGGCCCUGGAGGGCAUAGACCCAGACAGGUGAAGUUAAUGACCACAGUGACGGUACACCAGUCUGUGGUGGCGCCAUGCCUCACCCAGCCCAGUGCGGAGCUCAGAGGUGUGGAAGAGCGGCACCUGGCAGAGGUGGAGCAGCCCAGGGACACCCUCACAGACCAAGGGGAGGCCUGGGAAGCUGGCCAGAAGCAGAGGCAACACGGUGGUGAGCCAGUGUCUCCACACUCCAAACCCAGCAGGAGUAAGAGGGGCAAACCCAGCCCCCCUGGAGAUGCCCCUCGCCUGCAGAGAGCCAAGAGAGCGUGCCCCGAAGCCCCUCCAGACCCCUCUACAUAGGAGCCUGGAGCGCAAACACACCCGGCCCAAUCCUCCUCAGGGCUGUCCUUCCACCAGCCUCUCCCUCCGCCCGCCUCUUCCCCAGGCCGGGGCCCCGUCCCUGGCCAUCCCUGCCCCACAGCGCCCUGAAACCACACUGGAAGUGGAGCUGCUUACUCCAGGGAAACAGGCCCGACGGCUCCCCCUCACAAGCAAUAACACGGAGCAGACAAACCAAAACAGGCUGGCCACAAGUCUGAGAGGUCUAUCUGUCAAGCCCGCAUCCUCGACAUCCUCUAUUAGUUCCAGAUCCACAGGCGGAGGGGGGGGGGGGGGGGGGGGGGGGAGCCAGGAACGUGGAGAUUACGCCGGCAGAGGAGGCCCUGAGGAGGGAGGGAGGAGAGAGGAGACUGACGCCAGGGAGAUGAGACGCUGUUAGCUCUCGGCUCUGCGUCCGUCUCAGACCUGCUCUCGUGGAGAGAGAUGAACACAUGGAGAUACUGCUGGUUCCUCUGUUUGACUCUCUCUCUUCUCCCCUCUCUCUCUCCCUGCCUCUUCCCUAUCUCUUUUCUUCUCUCUCCCUCUCUUCCUCCCUCUCGCUGUCUCAUCUCCUGUGUUUGUGUGUCAGGCAGAGAGAGAAAUUAAAUGCUCAACAUAUUGUGCCAAUUGACAUUUGACUUAUGUAUUGUCAAAUAGUUGUCGUGGCUCCAGUAAAGAAUCUCUCCACCCAAAGGCAGAACAUAAAGAAUCACACGAAUGAACCUUCUAACUGAAGUUUAGAUUCGGUUUUGUGUUAAAAGAUUUGUGAUGUUCAGCCAUGCGGGAGCCAGGUCAUGCGUCACCGGGCUGAACGCGUCCUCUCUCCUCUCAGACUUGUGUGAUUGAUUCCUGUGUGUUUCCAGAUUCACUUCAUCACCCACAUUGUUUUCUAACUCAUGUUGGAGCCUUCACUUUAUUGCGUGGUGAACAAGCGUUGCUACGUUCCCAGUGCUUGCGUGCUCCAGUUCUGUUGAGCAACAAGCUAAUCUGUCUGUGAGGAGGGCUCGAAGUUUCAGUUACAGUGUUGCUAGGGACUCCAAACAACUAUGUUGAAACAUCCCAUGCAUUUGACAAUUAUAGGUAAUGGUUGUGUUUAUGGUGGUAGUGUGCAUUUAUUUAGCUCUGCACCCCUCCUCCACCCACCCCUUCCCUCCUCCCCCACCACCCCUACGCCCUCCUCCUCCGCCCCUCAUCCCCUCCGCCCUCAUCCCCUCCCUCUCCCUCACUGAUCCUUCAGGAGGAGGAUCUAGAAUAACUCUCCAAGCCACUGGGAUAGUCGCUCUUGAUUUAUCUGUUUUAUUUGCAUGGAAAUAUUUCCCCCCCCCCAAUGUUUUUAAUAAAGAUGUUUUUCCCUGUGAAAACAGUCACUGUUUCUAAAUGGAAAUAUGCAGUUCAAACAGGAUUUAAAGGACAUUUUCAACCAAUUUCUUUACUGAUGUCACCAUGCCGACUACCAGAGCAAGCUUUGGGUAGGUUCACCACGGCAGAAAGGUUAACCUCACAACCGCCUCUCA
Messenger RNA from Osmerus eperlanus (European smelt), 2696 nucleotides. RefSeq names its product SLX4 interacting protein (gene slx4ip). Bases 79 to 1164 code for a protein of 361 amino acids. Lineage: Eukaryota; Metazoa; Chordata; Actinopteri; Osmeriformes; Osmeridae. The record is from RefSeq and is a predicted model, not a curated record. The transcript is spliced from 7 exons.